Messenger RNA from Oncorhynchus nerka (sockeye salmon), 1927 nucleotides. Its product is annotated as methylthioribulose-1-phosphate dehydratase-like. Gene Ontology annotation, cellular component: cytoplasm. The record is from RefSeq and is a predicted model, not a curated record. Gene Ontology annotation, molecular function: methylthioribulose 1-phosphate dehydratase activity; metal ion binding. Lineage: Eukaryota; Metazoa; Chordata; Actinopteri; Salmoniformes; Salmonidae.
AUGAAAACGUGUUGACACGUUUACUGUGGUAAGUUGCAGGUCUUUUUACAAGGUAUAAACAGCCAUUAAAAUCGUGUUGAAAAGAGAACAGGAUAUUCUGCUUCAUUAUAACGUUACCACUGUGAACAUGGCGAAGGGGAAAGAACUAUCGGAGGAUGUAAGGAAUUUGAUUAUAACCAAACAUGGACUUAAGCAAGGUUACAAGUCCAUCUCCCGAGACCUUGGCAUUGCUGUUUCCACAGUUCGUAAUGUUAUCAGGAAGCAUGCUGUCCAUGGAGUUGUAGUCAACCUCCCAGGACGUGGUCGCAAGAAGACUCUGGUUCCACCGGGUGAAAAAGAGGGAACUUGCAAGAAGAAUCUGGUCCCACCGGUUGAAAAAGCAGUUCGUUCUGCAUCUAUCCAAAAUAAAAUGACAUCUGUUUGUGAUGCCACCAUUGAUGACAAGGAAAAUGGUUCCGAGUCGACGGAGUCUCAGGACAAGGAACAUCCACGGCUUCUCAUCCCAGAGUUAUGUCAGUUUUUCUACCAACUCGGCUGGGUUACUGGGACAGGAGGAGGGCUAAGUUUGAGACGUGGAGAUCAGAUCUACAUUGCCCCGUCUGGAGUGCAGAAGGAGAGACUACAGCCAGAUGACAUGUUUGUCUGUGAUGUGGAGGAGAGAGACAUCAGCUCUCCACCCCCCUGGAAGAACCUGAAGAAGAGCCAGUGCACUCCUCUGUUCAUGAAUGCCUUCACUAUGAGAGCGGCGCAGGCCGUCAUCCACACCCACUCCAAGGCUGCCGUCAUGGCAACUCUGUUUUAUCCUGGCAAGGAGUUCCGCAUAACUCACCAGGAGAAUAAAGGAAUCCGCAAGGGCACCUCCAGAACCAACUACAGAUAUGAUGAAACCCUGGUGGUCCCCAUCAUUGAGAACACCCCGGAGGAGCGGGACCUGAAGGAGCGCAUGGCGCUGGCCAUGGAGCAGUACCCAGACUCCUGUGCGGUCCUCGUCCGGCGCCACGGAGUCUACGUGUGGGGGGAGUCCUGGGAGAAAGCCAAGACCAUGUGUGAAUGUUAUGACUACCUAUUUGACAUCGCUGUCCAAAUGAAGCAGAGUGGAAUGGAUCCUUCAGCACCACCCAUUGAAGAGAACCAUUACUACGAUGUCCAACCAUCCCAAUAAAUGGAGGCAAACAAUCAGGGCCUAAAAUGAACACCUGCCAAAUGUGGAUUUUUCCCCAGCCAUGUUGCCGGGUGGUCAGGACUUCACAGUGCAAGUAUUUCACUCGCAUUUGUGAAUAUAGAAAGUCAAGUUUGAUCACAUUUAUAGUGACAAAUAUGCUACACUUGCUGUUUUCAAAAUAUUUCUGCCGUUUUUGUUUCAUAGCUGGUAAUAUAUAGCCUGUUCCACCUCCUCUGCCACACAGCCUGGCUGGGGGACUGUGCGCACAUGAAGAGCUGAGUGAAAGAUUACAUUUUUAGAAGCGCUGUGCACAGGCAUAAAAGUUGGUCUAAUUUACUUGAAAACAAAGUCUACUGAAGUGAAACUCUGUCCUUGUGUUUCUUGGCUAUUUACAUUGUUUUGUUCACAAACUAGGUUGUUUUUCUAUGUUUGAGUUUCAACUGCUUGGGAAGAGAAGACCACGCUUCUACUAGUCAAUCUCACAGGCAGAAACAAUACUGAUUUGCGUUGCCACGGUAACCUCCCUCCCUUAAAGGUGCAGGUGAACAUUUUUGUCUCUGAUAUUGUGGUUAAAAAUUUAAUUAAUCAAUAUACCAAUUUACUUCUUACUAGUAAUACACUUAUUGUUUUAGAAACAUUACAAAGCAUGCUCAUCUGUUUUUUUGUGUUCUGUUGGUGUUAUUUGUGGAAAAAAUAUUUUGUCUGGUAAAAAAAAUGUGGCUGGUAGAUUUAAAAAUAAUAAUAAUAAAUAUUCCUGCCACAGUG